CAAUUUCUGAUUCUUGAGCUCCAAAGUUUGGGGCUUUCUGGAUUUAAAGUGAAAUUGGGAAAGUACCCAGUUGGAAUUUGGGGAUGGAGGGCAGUAAAAAACCCAAAUCAAAGGCUCCGGCAAAGAAGUCCAAAGAUAGUGUUCUUGAGCAGAAAUCUCCAGCUGAGUUUUUCGCUGAGAACAAGAACAUUGCUGGGUUUGAUAAUCCAGGGAAAUGUCUGUAUACUACUGUGAGAGAGCUUGUGGAGAACUCACUUGAUUCCACAGAGUCGAUAUCGAAGCUUCCACUGAUAGAAAUCACAAUUGAAGAUAUUGAGAAAAGCAAGUUCAAUUCUAUGAUUGGUCUUGUUGAUCGAGAUCGUGUUGAUGAGGAACUGUAUGAUGAUCAUGAGACGGCUAAGGCUCGAGAGAAACGUUUGGCAAAGGAAGCUCAAGCCCAAGAAUUACAAGAAAAGAACGCUUCCCUUGGAAAGAAAAUCAAAGAGCCUGCAGCUCCAAAGGCCAUGAAGGGUCGAGGUGGGGCUGCAUUCUACAGGGUUACUUGCAGGGAUAAUGGAAGAGGAAUGCCUCAUGAUGACAUUCCAAACAUGUUUGGACGAGUACUGUCUGGGACAAAAUAUGGGUUGAAGCAGACACGCGGAAAGUUCGGUCUAGGUGCAAAGAUGGCCUUAAUUUGGUCCAAGAUGAGUACAGGGCUUCCAAUAGACAUAUCUUCAUCAAUGAAGGGCCAAAGUUAUAGUUCUUUCUGCAGGCUGGAUAUUGAUAUUCAUAGGAACAUUCCUCAUGUUCAUAUACAUGAGAAGCGGGAUAACAAGGAUAGGUGGCAUGGUGCUGAAAUCCAAGUUGUUAUUGAGGGAAAUUGGACAACUUACCGUUCCAAGAUAUUGCAUUACAUGCGACAAAUGGCUGUUAUCACUCCUUACGCUGAGUUCAUUUUCAAAUUUGUAUCAGAUGUUCCUGAUAAAAAUGUGACCAUAAGGUUUGCACGGAGAACUGAUGUAAUGCCUCCUGUUCCACUUGAGACAAAGCACCAUCCCUCAUCUGUUGACUUAUUGCUAAUCAAACGCCUAAUUGAAGAAACUUCAAAGCAGAACCUUAUACAGUUUCUUCAGCAUGAAUUUGUUAAUAUAGGAAAAUCCUAUGCUCAACGAUUAAUUGGGGAAUUGGGUCCAGAGUUCAGUUUAAAGAUGCCUGUGAAGUCUCUAACUUCUCAGCAAAUUGUACGGAUCCAUCAGUUAUUUCGUCAAGCCAAAUUCAAUGAUCCUAGUGGUGAUUGCCUGAGUCCUGCAGGGGAAUACAAUCUCCGCCUAGGAAUUAUAAAAGAGCUGCAUCCGGAGCUGGUUGCUACUUAUUCUGGAAGUGCUCAAAUUUUUGAAGGUCACCCAUUCAUUGUGGAAGCUGGGGUCAGCGUUGGUGGAAAAGAUGUCAAACAAGGUUUGAAUAUUUUCCGAUUUGCAAACCGGAUUCCCCUCCUUUUUGAGCAAGGUGCUGAUGUUGUCACAAGGACCGCCCUUAAGAGAAUCAAUUGGAGUAGUUACAAGAUCAAUCAGACUCAGGAUAAAGUUGGUGUUUUUGUGAGCAUUGUAAGCACAAAGAUUCCCUUUAAAGGAACUGGGAAGGAGUAUAUUGGAGAUGAUAUAACCGAAGUAGCUUCUGCCGUCAAGUCUGCCAUUCAACACUGUUGCAUUCAGCUGAAAGCCAAGAUAGUGAAGAACAUUCAAGCUCGUGAGCAAAAGGAAAGAAAACGGAAUUUAAGCAAGUAAAAUUGUUUACUCAUUUUGGUCUACAUGCUUGAUUUUUCCUGAAUGAUAAUUUUAACCCUCCCUUGCUGCACAAACUGAAAAUAAGUAACCAAUUGCAGGUAUGCUGAAAAUGUUGCUGGUGCUGUGUGUGGUGUACUGAAGCAAAUGCAACAUAUACAAGCAUCAAAGAAGAGACGUUAUGAUGACAAGGAAGCAGAAGUACUUAAAAAACUGUCUACCGGGAUGAUCACAAAAGAAAUGAUCAAGGAGAAGCUUGUACAACAUGUUGAACAGGUGGACUCAGAGAUGGCAAUGGAGUUUGCUGCAAACAGCGGAGUGAGUGAGGAACCAAGAGAAUGUAUAUAUCUACAAUCUUUAGAACCUGCUGAAGAUAACUUUAUCAACUUGCAUAGUCCCCUCUUUGUCUUUCGGCUGUUCUGCUAGGAAUUUGUUGGAUACUAUUAUACUGAACAUGCAACUCAUUUUUAUCUAAUUACACGAAAUAGAAGUGCCACUGUAAUUUAUUCAGUCAAUGUUCUUUGAAUCUAAUUCCGAAAACUCUAAAGGUUGAGGGUUGCAAUCAAUGCUCUCAUUGGUC
Argentina anserina (silverweed cinquefoil) is the source of this 2340-nucleotide messenger RNA. RefSeq names its product DNA topoisomerase 6 subunit B. The record is from RefSeq and is a predicted model, not a curated record. NCBI's taxonomy places the organism in Eukaryota, Viridiplantae, Streptophyta, Magnoliopsida, Rosales, Rosaceae. Bases 84 to 1763 code for a protein of 559 amino acids. The transcript has 18 exons. Gene Ontology annotation, molecular function: ATP binding; DNA binding; DNA topoisomerase type II (double strand cut, ATP-hydrolyzing) activity. Gene Ontology annotation, biological process: DNA topological change.